Megalops cyprinoides (Indo-Pacific tarpon) is the source of this 2216-nucleotide messenger RNA. It is a transcript of the gene slc37a1, whose product is annotated as solute carrier family 37 member 1. Bases 294 to 1895 code for a protein of 533 amino acids. Gene Ontology annotation, cellular component: endoplasmic reticulum membrane. Gene Ontology annotation, molecular function: glucose 6-phosphate:phosphate antiporter activity. Gene Ontology annotation, biological process: glucose-6-phosphate transport; phosphate ion transmembrane transport. NCBI's taxonomy places the organism in Eukaryota, Metazoa, Chordata, Actinopteri, Elopiformes, Megalopidae. The transcript is spliced from 20 exons. The record is from RefSeq and is a predicted model, not a curated record.
UGCCGAGGCUGUCAGACUCGUUGCUCAGUGCCGUCUGAUAAUCGGGAAGGAUUGGUACCCUGGGAAGAUCACCGUGAUAAAACACCCUGAGAUCGUGUGUGUUUUCCUUCGUCAGUUGAUGCGGGCAGAGGAGCCAUGCCCUGAGGAGACGUCAGCCUGCUGCCAUGUCCUUCUCCUGCCACCCCUCUGCACCUGGUCACACCUGAGCUUUGUGUCUUCCUCAUCAUCGUCAUCCUCCUCGCCGCUCUGAGAGAUCUUCUCCAUCCAAACUGAGCGCUAGAAGCCCCACAGCCAUGGCCCCCGUUCCUCCGGGAAUUCGCUUUCUCUCUUCCUUCAGCAAAGAUCAGUGGUACAGAGCCUUCACGUUUGCCUUGACCUUCCUGCUCUACACGAGUUUCCAUCUCUCCAGGAAGCCCAUCAGCAUUGUCAAGAGUGAGCUGCACAAGAACUGUUCCCAGACCAGUGAGCUCUCCGCGUCCAGCAGCAGCCAGCAGCACCUCCUCCACGCUGAUGUAGACUGCAGCUGGAAGCCCUUCGACAAAAGCAACUACAAGCAGCUACUGGGAGCGAUGGACUAUUCCUUCCUGUGUGCCUAUGCGGUGGGCAUGUAUCUCAGUGGCAUUAUUGGUGAGCGACUGCCCAUUCGCCUUUACCUGACGGUUGGCAUGGUGACCAGUGGCUUAUUCACCUGUCUGUUUGGCCUCGGCUACGUGUACAACAUCCACAGCCUGGGGUUCUACAUCUUUGUCCAGGUGGCCAAUGGCUUGGUCCAGACCACGGGUUGGCCCAGUGUGGUCACCUGCAUUGGGAACUGGUUUGGGAAGGGAAGGAGAGGCCUCAUCAUGGGUCUGUGGAACUCCCACACCUCGGUGGGCAACAUCCUGGGCUCCCUGAUCGCCGGCUACUGGGUUAACUCCAACUGGGGGCUGUCCUUCAUUGUGCCCGGCCUCAUCAUCGCCGGCAUGGGCGUGGUCUGCUUCCUGUUCCUGAUCGAGCAUCCCAAUGAUUUGAAAUCUAUCUCCGCACAUAACCCCACCAGCAGUAAUUCUAGCCACUUCCUGUUUCUGCAGAAACUCCCAAAGAGCUGGAACGGGUUGAACGGCCAUGCAGAGACAUACCUGCAGUACAAGAAGGGGAGUAAAACACAGAGCUGGGACACUGAGCUCUUGCUGCCGGACAGCGUGGGAGUGUGUGUGCCCGUGCAGCAGGUCGUGGUGGUGAAGAGCGAGGCAGAGCCGUCGGCCAUCAGCUUCCUGGGAGCUCUGCGCAUCCCGGGAGUGGUGGAGUUCUCCCUGUGCUUGCUGUUUGCCAAGCUGGUCAGCUACACCUUCCUCUUCUGGCUGCCUCUCUACAUCACUAAAGCAGCGCAUUUGGAUGCCAAGAGGGCGGGGGAUCUGUCCACACUGUUUGAUGUUGGAGGCAUUGUGGGGGGCGUCCUGGCUGGUGUGAUCUCUGACAAGCUGGGCAAGAGGGCGACCACCUGCGCGGUCAUGCUGCUUCUGGCUGCUCCCACACUUUACGUUUUCUCUAUGAUCAGUGAACUUGGACUGGGACCCACCAUAGCCAUGUUACUGGUGUGUGGAGGUCUGGUGAAUGGACCUUAUGCCCUCAUCACAACUGCUGUGUCUGCAGAUCUGGGUACACACAAGAGCCUGAAGGGCAACGCCAGGGCCCUCUCCACUGUCACUGCCAUCAUUGACGGCACCGGAUCAGUCGGUGCAGCAGUGGGCCCCCUGCUGGCUGGACUGCUGUCUGUGCGAGGCUGGAACCAUGUCUUCUACAUGCUGAUGGCAGCCGAUGCCUUCGCUUUACUGUUACUGCUUCGUCUGGUGUUGAAGGAGCUUGACUCUCGCAAGCCCCGCCCAGCACCUGUUCUACCGCUGAAGGAGCACUGAGCACUUUGAGUCCAGAGAGAGAAACAGAGAGAGACGAGUGGGAAGAGUGUCUAUGUCAACUUCUCCAUCAGAGGAGUGGGAACACGUACAGUGACCCCGUGACCUCUCUGUGACCCCUGUCCAGACUACACAUUGCGCUGACCUCUGACCUCAGAGAUGGUGCCUCCAGCACAAGCAGCGAAGGAAAGUGAGAUGCGUCCCACACGCCACUCUCGUUCUGUGCACAUAUUUUUGUAAGCCCUUUUGUAAGGAAUUUUGUAAUUGUAAGGAAUGUAUGUUUUGUUGUGACUUUCAUAUGCUUUUAUAUGGGCCAAAGAUCAC